AAAAAAAUGGAUAAAAAAACGGUUUCAAAUCCAACAAAACCGAUUGCACCUCCAGCUGGACUGCAAGCCAUUAUAAAUCAAUGUUUGAAAAUUUACCCAGAUCAACCGAAUCCAUUGCAGGUGACAACUGUUGUGAAAUAUUGGUUGGGUGGUCAAGAUCCUUUAGACUACAUAAGUAUGUAUCGCAAUGAUGGGAAUGUUGAGCUAAACAUUCCACCACAUUGGCAUUAUGUGACAUUCGGACUCAGUGAUUUGCACGGCGAUGGUCGGGUACAUGCUUGCGAUGAUAUGGACAAUCCAGACCAACGGUCUGGCAUGGGAUUUGAAUUAACAUUUCGAUUAGUCAAAAAACCAAUCACAAAUUCACAUGGAAAACAACAAGAAGAUCUACCACCGAUUUGGCCAGCCAAUCUACUGCAACAAUUGGCACGAUAUGUGUUUAGUACGGGCAAUCGAUUGUGUGCGGGCGACAAUGUGCCAUGGCGUAAAAGUUUGGAUAAUUCAGUAUCAAAUAUACAACACAUGUUAAUCGCCGAAGAUCCGCAAUUGCAUCGGAUUUUAUCGCCGUUUGGUUGGGUGGACUUUUGUCAAAUUGUCGGUGUUACGGAAGAAGAACUGAAUCAAGCGUCUUGGUGGAAAGGAACGGGCGUAUUAAGUUUACUUGGCAAAGAUCCACAAACCGGCGGUGAAUGGCUUAUCACCGACAUGAAUCGAUCGCAAAGUGUUUUUGAACUAUUCCCGAAGACAUUGAAUGAACUGAAACAAAAUUUGGAGUAUGAUGGCUCCGAUUUGGCCGGUAUUAAUGCUGAUUUUAUGUUCAAGGAAAUUCCAAAGUCACACAUCAAAGCCGAAAUCGAUUCGAAAACAAUAAAUGCACAAAUACAAAUGAAACUCUUGAAUGAUAACAUCGAUGCGCCGCUGAUGAAAUCCGAAUCGAAUGACGCUCGAUUCUUUGAGGCGAUGUCAUGUAGUAAUUCACUGGAUAAAUCGGCCAUGUCUAUCAUACGCAGUGAGCUGAUGAGUCAACCAAAGGCGAUUCCAUUGGAAGGUUUGGAGCUCAAAAUCGGACCCGAUUAUGCCAAGUACUUGGCAUUGGCCAUCAAAGAUCGAAUUCGUCAUGGUCGACAUUUCACAUUCAAAAACGAUAAUCUGGCGCUCACAUUUGUUUCUGAGAGUGUGACAGGCGAUGGUGUUGCUGUUACGAAACGAGAACCAUACGCACUAUACGGAUAUUGGCUACAGGUUUUGAUCACAGACGACAUUGUAUCACAAAUGAUUGAGUCUUUCAAGUACCUUGCUGAUCCAAACGAGAAAUUCGAUUUGCCGUUAACAUUCGAGUAUCUCGAUAAGAACUUAUCAAUCAUCAUCGAUAAUUUGACGCAAGAGCUCCCGUGUGGUCUAGAGUAAUGGAGAGAAAAGACAUGACAAAAGUUAAAUUGAAAAUAGCUCUCUUCAGUAUAUAAACAGCUAAAAGAAAAGAUUCUCAUUGUUUCAAUGCAAACAUGUGAGCGUAUGUGUGCAUUCAAACAAUAAUUAUUGUGUGUUAGAUCAUUGUAAGCAUUUAUUUUUCUACAAAAUCUUUAUUAUAGAGUACUUGAUUAGCCGGAAUGUUAAGCAUAAUGCCAUUAUAUACGAGAAAUUUCUUGGUGGUUUCCAUUUUAGCUGGUGAAAUUUCAACACAAACAAAAUUAUAUUCAGAUAAAUUCUUCGGUAGCCAUUCAGAAAUGGUGAAACAGCCACCAAUAGUAUCCAGGGGCUGACCACCACAAAUCAAACAGAAAAAAAAAAUUAUGUAAAAGAAUCUCUAAAUGAAAACAAUUUUAAAUGUUCACUUUAAUCCCUUAACUAUGUAUUCAGUAUUUUUACAGUCCUCCUGCCCCGCAUUUAAUCGACAUCAAAUUUAAAUAAAGGAAUCGUUUUCAACAGAUUUUAAUAGAAA
Sitodiplosis mosellana (orange wheat blossom midge) is the source of this 1939-nucleotide messenger RNA. It is a transcript of the gene Su(fu), whose product is annotated as suppressor of fused homolog. Gene Ontology annotation, molecular function: transcription factor binding. The transcript has 4 exons. Gene Ontology annotation, cellular component: nucleus; cytoplasm. Bases 7 to 1407 code for a protein of 466 amino acids. The record is from RefSeq and is a predicted model, not a curated record. NCBI's taxonomy places the organism in Eukaryota, Metazoa, Arthropoda, Insecta, Diptera, Cecidomyiidae.